This is a messenger RNA of Pyrenophora tritici-repentis Pt-1C-BFP, 3723 nucleotides long. RefSeq lists its product as uncharacterized. Gene Ontology annotation, molecular function: nucleotidyltransferase activity. Gene Ontology annotation, biological process: RNA 3'-end processing. The record is from RefSeq and is a predicted model, not a curated record. NCBI's taxonomy places the organism in Eukaryota, Fungi, Ascomycota, Dothideomycetes, Pleosporales, Pleosporaceae.
AUGAGCGACCGCCGCCACAACAUCCCACAGUAUCUUUACAUUCACCAUCCACAGCAGCCCGACGCCCGUCGGAACAAGGAGCGUACACCUGCCCUUUACGCCCCUUACGCCCACCAACCCGCCCAUCUGCCGCCAUACGGCCUCGCCCUCCCCCAAGUGCCCCCGUAUCUGCUGCUGCAUCCGUUCCUGCAGCUCGCGCGCAUCGACGAAGUGCAUCAAUCCGCUUCGCAAACGCCUUUUCCCGCCGUAAUUGUGUCUCCCCAUUCGCUGAGCCCGCCUCCGCAGCGGGACUCAGGCCGCUCCGCACCCAAGAAGCCCUCCGCAAAGACGGCACAGGCGCGCCCUGACACCACAGAUGGGCAUAAGGAGUCGCAGCGCAGCGUGCCCACCAGCGCGCCGACGAUGACAUCAAACGGUGUGUCAAAUACGGCGAGCAAGCGGGAAGACGCCGCUCCGCAAACGCGCAGCCAACGCCCCUCGAUCGUCUCACAGCACUCCAACUCGGUGCCCUCGACGCCUCUGCAGGUCGCUCGCAAGUAUAGUACCCGCUCCCGCUCGCCCUCGCCCAACGGUGGCCUGGGCAGCCAUUCGCCUCGCUCCGUCUCCUCCGAGGCCAAUAGCACCAUGCCCACGCUACGUCCAGCCCGCCCCUUCAAGUGCCGCUUCGAGACCAAUGUCGGCAUGCUCGGCCGCCGCCGCAUGCCCUACCAGUCGGAUGAGAUUCUAGAAAAGGCAAAAGAGGAGCCUAAGAAGAGCCUGGACCCUCACGAGGACGACAAGCUGAGCGGUGACAUGCGCGAGCUGUACGACCGGUUAGAGCCCAAGCAGGAAGACACUGACAAUCGCGAGCGCUUCGUCCGCAAGGUCCAACGUAUUCUCGAGACGGAAUUUCCAAGCACCAAGAUUAUGGUGCAUGUUUUUGGCUCUUCGGGGAAUAUGUUGUGGACAUCUGAGAGUGACGUUGAUAUAUGCAUCCAAACGCCUAUGAAAAGGCUCGAGGAGAUGCAUCCGCUGGCCGAGGCUCUUGAUAAGCACGGUAUGCAGCGCGUUGUAUGCAUACCUGCGGCCAAGGUCCGGAUAGUAAAAGUCUGGGAUCCCGAGCUGCAGCUUUCUUGUGACAUCAACGUGAACAACGUGGCCGCAAUCGAGAACACUCGCAUGAUCAAGACGUAUAUUCAGCUCGACGACCGCGUGCGCAUUGGUGGCACAAUCAGCUCGUAUACGUGGAUAUGCCUGAUUCUCAACUUCCUCCAGACGCGAGACCCGCCUGUCCUGCCCAAUUUGCACGAACUUCCUGACCGCGCACGGGACGAGACGACCGGCCAGCCAUCGCUCUCGAGCUUUGCCGACGAUGUGGGUAAGCUACGGGGCUAUGGUAAAGACAACAAAGAAAGCCUAGGUCAGCUGCUCUUUCACUUCUUCCGGCUGUAUGGACACGAGAUAGACUAUGAAAAGGAGGCGAUUUCGGUGCGGCAGGGCAAGCGGAUACUACGAGAGGAGAAGGGCUGGCAUCCGGGCGGUGGUCAGAAGGAGGGUGUUAACCGUCUAUGUGUCGAGGAGCCUUUCAAUACGGAGCGCAAUUUGGGUAACUCUGCAGACGACUAUGCGUGGCGUGGGAUACACCUGGAGCUGCGUCGUGCGUUUGAUCUCCUUGCAGACGGCCAGCAGCUCGACAAGGCCUGUGAGCAGUUUGAGUACCCGCCCGAGGAGAAGUCGAGCGCAAUAUUCAAGAAGCCACAGUCGCAAAAGGCCAUCAUAACCUCGAGCGUACCCAGCCGCAAUGGACGAGGCGGACAAAACUCGCGCGGCAGAGGAGGCUUUAGUCUCAAGAACCAGCACGGGGGUAGUAGACGGUCGUCGGGCAGCUCUUCGUACACACAGAACCGCCCGCCUUUUCUGCACAGCCCGCCUAUUCCCGCGAGCGCUGGCCCGGAGUACUUUAGCUUCCCCAGAAGUGUCCACGACCAGCUGCAUGACCAGUUGUAUCAGCAGUACCAGAUGCUGGAGAUGCAGUCAAAUUCGCUGCGUGCUCAGCUGGCCGCCCAGCAACAUGCCCAGCAGGCACACCAAGUGCGGGCUGCGCAGAUGCAUGCUCAUGCUGUGGCUCAGGCACAGGCGCAGGCACAGGGACGAUCGCAGAACAACACUAGCGGCUCUCCGCAAAAGUCGACGCAUCCAAACGACCGCCACAGCCCGCGGCUGGCGGAGCGGGGAAUACCGCCAAGUGCUCUUCCCCCAGGCUUUUUGUACAAUUAUCCUGGUUUCUUCAACGGUUCGCAGCCAGAUCCCAAUGGUUCGCAGGAUGGUUCGCGGACGAAUCCGUCUUCCCCGUCUCUGAGCAACAGCCUGCCUGGCGUCCAUCGCGGAGUGCACCGCGCCUCCAACGCCAGCGAAACGAGCUCUCUCCGUUCUCACUCCCAGCCCCCACGCAGCGUUGGACAGUCAGUCAUUGUGGGAUAUUCGCCCAUGCCCCAGCUUGUUGAUCCCGCGACGUUUGCGGGCUACCCAAUCGCGCGCUCUUCGCAGGACGCAAAGCCACAGACGGAGGCUCCGAAACCGAACAAUUCACAGCCAGAGGCGAUGCCCUCUGACAAUAGCACACCGAAAGAGUACGUGGGCUACUAUGUCGCAGACCAGCCAGUGCGCUCUUUGCAGGAAUACGCUGUGCCGGCGAUUCCAUCUUUUAGCGAACUCGCCCAGCGCCGCCGACGUGUGUCGCCCGAAAUUACGCAGCCUCUUUUGAACACUGCGCUAAGGCGCGUCACACGGUCACCUUCCCCUCUGGGUGGGCAUAUGCGGAGUUACUCUACCGGUGUGACCCAGCCUAAUGACGCGGCUGCGGAGCAACGAAAGUCACGCAUCGACUCUGUUCGGCCACCUGUCGAGAAUGGCCCAGUCAUUGCAAAUGGUUCUUUCCCAAGUCAGCCUCGUCACAGGAGCGAUACGGUUGACGUUGUGCCCCAGGAGAUGUCACCCCAAGGUCCACUCAUGUACACCGCCGACCAGCAGGCAAUGCACCAGAUCCAGCAAGUCCAAGCUCGCCAACAAAUGCUGCUUCAGGAAAUGCAGCGGCAGAAGAUGGUGGAGGCUAUGGGCCCUCCGAUUGUCAAUGGGUCUAUAAAUGGGGUUCCGGAGACCAAUGGAUUGACGCGAGUACCAAGCGAGGGUCAGUCAUUUCCUGUAUUGGGUGACGGUUGGGUGAAUUACGACGCCAUGAACGGUCACCACAGCGAUCGUGCAGAGGACAUAUCACCGACCCGUACCGUUCCUCAAUGGGGUGCGCCCGCAUACACUAACGGCUUGCCUCUUCUGGAGACGUCCAACACGCAGCGAGCACAUCCACAGGAGAUCAAAUCUGCGACAAUCCCGUUACUGUCGCCUGUAUUUGAGACGCGCACCCCGUCGCCAACCACCAACCGAUCGUCCGACCACGGCAAGCUUGUCAACGGUAACAACGCUCACAAGACACAGACGAAGCCAUUGACGCGGCAACGCGGUGCCUCGCUCACUAGCGGAACCAAUGGCAAUAAGGAAAACCGUGGGCAGCAGCAGAAGAGUGGGCAUGGAACUGAGAAGACGAACAAGUCAAACACGAGUGCUAGUCCCAACUCUUGGCAACAGCAGACUACCCGUAAGAAGGGGAAGAACAAGAAGCCAAGGGCAAUGGAUCAGAAGAUGGGCGAGCCGCUUCCCGCCAACGCGGCGGAUCGAAAGGGCGGCUAG